Messenger RNA from Naegleria fowleri, 1530 nucleotides. RefSeq lists its product as uncharacterized. The record is from RefSeq and is a predicted model, not a curated record. The transcript is spliced from 4 exons. Gene Ontology annotation, molecular function: ATP binding; protein kinase activity. Gene Ontology annotation, biological process: protein phosphorylation. Bases 1 to 1530 code for a protein of 509 amino acids. Lineage: Eukaryota; Heterolobosea; Eutetramitea; Acrasida; Naegleriidae.
AUGGGCAAUUCGAGUGCUUCUCGUUCUGAAAAUUCUAUUGCAAAAUUUCUUAUGAGGGAAGAAGAUGAUGAUGAGGCCUAUGAACGACCACAAUCCGGUAGCACUACAACAACUACUACCAACAGUCCCAAUGGCAACGCUCCGCCUUCAAAGGCAGGCAAACCAUUACGCAGUCCCAAAGUGGGAGAUCCAUUUGUUGACCUCGGAGUUAUGUUGUCAAUUGAUAGCAUAUAUCAUGGAUAUCAAAUUACAUCAUUGAUCGGAAAAGGAAGCUAUGGAGAAGUGUAUUUAGUGAAAAAAGGAAAUGCAAAUUAUGCUUUGAAGGUUUUGGAACUGCCAAAGACUACCGACAGAGAAGCCGUGGAAGCAAUUGACAAGGAAAUCAAAAUUUUGAAAAAUUUAAAACAUCCAAAUAUUAUGCAGUUUAUCGAAGAAUUUCCUUUGAAAGAUCAAAUGGAUAAGAGUUGUGUGGGCGUUGUAACUGAAUAUUGCCAAAAAGGUACUAUUGGAGAUAUUAUUGAAAAAGAUCUUCAUGUGAAUAUCAAUAUUUGGAGAGUACUCGCAUGGUUCACUCAACUCUGUAGCGCACUCAAGUAUUGUCAUGAAGAAGGAAUUAUUCACAGAGACAUCAAGCCAUCAAACAUGCUCAUCGGGGAGGAUGAUACAUUGAGAUUGUGCGACUUUGGAUUGGCCAAAAUGUUAAAUUCCAAAGGCGCUGUAACAUACACUAUUUGUGGAACUCCACUCUAUGUUGCACCUGAGAUUGCUCUUCAAAGACCAUACGCCUUUAGUUGUGAUAUUUACAGCAUGGGAUUAUGCGUUUUUGAGCUAACAUGUCAACAACAACAUGACUUGUUUUAUAGAGCUGUUUUGAGAGAAAGAGAGAAAAUUCCUGGAAUGUUCGAAAAAAUUAAGCUUGCUUCAUUGAAGGACUUAAUCAGAAAAAUGGUUGAACCAGAUCCCGAUUUGAGAAUUUCAGCUGCUAAUUUAUUUAAACAUCCUUAUGUGAGAUGUUAUCGCUAUUUAACGUUAAAUCCUGACUAUACAUUGACGCCUACUGAAGGUUCUGAUGUUUAUUUCAUUAGUGCAAUCAUAGAGGCAAUAGUUUUUGAAGGACUUCAAAAUAAUGAAUCAUCAAGAACCUAUCCAGUGAUUUCAAAAGCAGUGAACUGUAUAUUAUUAUUCAUUCAUGAGCAAACAGUCAUUGAAUUACUAUCUAAGGAACAACAGUAUAUCAAGGCGCUGUUCAGUCUGUAUCUAGAUUCAUGUCUGAAUGAAACUGUGAGAAAUGAAAUUUCCCAAAUAUUUAUUGCCUAUGUCCAAACGUCAGAGAGAUGUAGGAAGCAUUGUGCUAAUACUUUAAUUGAAAUAGCUCAACGAGCUCCUGAGUCAUCGGUAGAGGAAAGAACACUGCCACGGUUUGUGUCACUCCUCACAGAAAAUGAGCCUGCCUUUAUUACCUCUCUCUCCACUCAAUUGGAAUUUAGAGACACACCCAAAGCAUCCAAGUUAUUACUUCCAAAACCAUAA